UAUAUUUAUCUAUCAGCUCUCCUUCUCCUCAAAAUAUAACAAAAAACAGAAAAAGAAAAAAAGAAAAGAAAACCAUGGCUAUGUCAGUUUCCAUUUUAGCUGUCGUCACUUCUCUUCAUCUCAUCGCCUUUGUCUUCGCCGUCGGAGCCGAACGACGUCGCAGCACUGCUAAGGUGGUGCCGGAUGAGUACGAUGAGCAGACUUACUGUGUGUACGGAACGGACGCGUCGACGGUGUACGGAUUGUCGGCGUUUGGUUUGCUGUUAUUGAGUCAAGCUGUGUUGAACGGCUUUACUAGGUGUCUUUGCUUUGGUAAAGGCCUUGUUACUGGCAGCUCUUCUACCACUUGCGCCAUCGUCUUCUUCAUCGUUUCCUGGAUUAGCUUUCUGGGAGCUGAAGCAUGCUUAUUGGCAGGAUCAGCGAAAAAUGCAUAUCACACCAAGUACCGAGGAAUCUUUGGUGGAAAUGAGCUAUCCUGUGCCACUCUUCGCAAAGGCGUCUUUGCUGCAGGGGCAGCUUUAACAUUGUUGUCACUGAUAGGAUCAAUCCUCUAUUACUGGGCUCACUCCAGGGCCGACACCGGUGGAUGGCAGAAGCACCACAACGAAGGCCUUGGCAUGACUACUCAGCCUCACCCUCAUCCUCACCCUCCCAGUGAAUACGAGAAAGCUUAAUCAUCUUCUGGGUUGAUUAAUUUCCACCAUUUUGGUGGUUUUGUUGAGAAAACAGAAAAAAGAUAGAGAUUAAUUUAAACCAUAUGGUCUUUUAUUGGGAGUAGCUGCAUGUUGUAUAUUUGUUAUGGUGGUGGUUAUAUUUUAGAAAUGAAAUAUAGUGUCAUGUUUGAACUGUUA
Messenger RNA from Pistacia vera, 851 nucleotides. RefSeq lists its product as uncharacterized. NCBI's taxonomy places the organism in Eukaryota, Viridiplantae, Streptophyta, Magnoliopsida, Sapindales, Anacardiaceae. The record is from RefSeq and is a predicted model, not a curated record. The transcript is spliced from 3 exons. The coding region runs from base 75 to 674 and encodes 199 amino acids.